CUAUUGGACUUCUCUAACAAACAUAAUAUUUCAGUUUACCAGCCAGUCAUAAGUCGCAAUAAAGAAAUAACUCUACAGUAAAUAAUAACAUUUUGAAAAUUGAAACUAAUUUCAAACUAUUAUUUAAAUUAGUGAAGUAUUUCACAACUCCUGCAACAUAACACAAAAUAUAAUGUAUCAAGAGUAUUUGAAUCAGCUGCAAACGUCCAUAGCCCCUCUCUCAUCCGACGAGCUCAAGGAUUUACUCAACGAUGACGAAAAGCUGGAUGAGAAAGUGAGUGAAGUACUAGAAAACCUUAAAACACAAAAGGACGACUUACUCAUCGAAAAUCGGUCCAAGGCCGAGAGUAAUAUUGAAAAAGAACCUAGAAUAAUCGAAUUGCGUGGAAAAGUAAAUGAAUUAAUGGACGAAGCCAAGAAGUAUUGUGAAGCCGUGCAGGAAAAAUUAGUCGAAGUUAAGGAAAAAUCGGGCAAUGUUAGUCAAGAAACUGCUUUAGCGUUGAUACAAACGGCUGCUGCUGAAAGCGAGGAGGCAACAGACGCUUUAAUUAAACAAUUCACAGAUAACGAAAUCGUAGUGGAAGCAUUUUUAGAUGAAUUUCUUGUUACGCGCAAAACGAUGCACUUACGGAAGCUUAAAGCUGAAAAAAUGCAAGAGUUAAUACGCAGACAAACGCAACCAGGACAACGUGGUAAUAUCGGUAGUCAUUUAUUGCCAAAUAGUGGAUUUUAUCCGACACCAGGAGUGCCUGCUAUGGGUGGUGGCGGUGUUCCAUACCCACUAGGGCCCAUGAUGCCGAUGCCGCGCCCAUAUUAGCAAAAAUAGUCCAGCUAACGUGCACUACCUUUCCAAACUUUUCCCAUUUCGCUAUGGUGAAUUUCGAUUUAACAAAAGGGUCAAAUAUGUUAGAUAAUAAAGUAGCGGAAACCUGCUUAAAAAAUAUCUCAUUUUUUAAAAUAAAAUAUUGUUAAAAUGUUACGUAGUGAUAAAUAGCUACGAGUGUAAAAAUAAAUAUAAGUAUUCUACUUGAAAAUGUCAGGCGCCAUUCAAUAAAAUUAUUUACAAUUAAAGAAAGCGA
This is a messenger RNA of Zeugodacus cucurbitae (melon fly), 1079 nucleotides long. It is a transcript of the gene Vps37B, whose product is annotated as vacuolar protein sorting-associated protein 37B. The transcript has a single exon. Bases 173 to 817 code for a protein of 214 amino acids. NCBI's taxonomy places the organism in Eukaryota, Metazoa, Arthropoda, Insecta, Diptera, Tephritidae. The record is from RefSeq and is a predicted model, not a curated record. Gene Ontology annotation, biological process: protein targeting to vacuole; ubiquitin-dependent protein catabolic process via the multivesicular body sorting pathway; protein targeting to membrane. Gene Ontology annotation, cellular component: ESCRT I complex.